AUGUACUCCAAAUAUCAGGGCAGCGCGUGCAGGCAGUGCUACGAGGACCUCAAGGCCAAGGUCGAGCAGUGCAACGAGGACCUCAACGCCAAGCUCGCUUUUCUCACGAUGCCCCAGCCGGCUUCCUUUUCCGACGUCGUUCUGUUUGCCGACGACGACGACGAGUACCCCGUACCCGUUCCGGCCCAUAAGGCCGUUUUGGCGAACCGUUCUCCAGUGUUGAGAGCCAUGCUUGAUAUUGAGAUGAAAGAAAGCCUGAGUGGCACCAUCAAGAUUGGCGAUGUCUCCUACGACGCCCUUCGCGCCUUCGUCAACUUCCUCUACACAGCUGAGGUAUGCCUCGACCAGCAAUUGGCCUGUGAGCUCCUUGUAAUGUCUGAAAAAUACCAGGUGCAGCAUCUCAAAGACUUCUGCCAGAAGUUCUUGGUGUCCAACCUCAACUUGGACAAUUCACUUUCGACCUACACCUUUGCGCACCAGCAUAACUUUAAGCCGAUCAUCGACGCAGCCUUGACGCUGAUCACAGCCAGCAUGGACAAGCUUGCUUCCCGGGACGAGUACACGGAGCUGAAGGAGAGAGAUCCGGGACUCUUAUUAGAAAUCUAUGAAGCUUAUUUUUCCAAACAAGCUAACACACAAUGGCACAAUGCUUGA
Prunus armeniaca (apricot) is the source of this 654-nucleotide messenger RNA. The record is from the annotation of a GenBank genome assembly. Lineage: Eukaryota; Viridiplantae; Streptophyta; Magnoliopsida; Rosales; Rosaceae.